This is a messenger RNA of Linum trigynum, 2441 nucleotides long. NCBI's taxonomy places the organism in Eukaryota, Viridiplantae, Streptophyta, Magnoliopsida, Malpighiales, Linaceae. The record is from the annotation of a GenBank genome assembly.
GAACAUUGUUUCUAUCAUUUGGUAUCAGAGCAUGGUCACGAAUCUGAGUUCAUCACAACUCUCAACCAGGGACGAACGCGUAUAUGAAGAUCUCGUACCCGACUCUUUCAGAUGGGAACAUCAGAAUCGUGUUAGCCUAUUCUAUUCCUUGCUUGGAUUCGAGGAAGAGCACGUAGUCGUACAACAAACUACAUCGAAUGUGCUUACAAUUACAGCAGAGCACCCAUUGGAUUAUGACAAUAAAUGGAUACGUUUCCAAAGACACAUAAGAUUCAGAGCCAUCUGCAACGUCGCGGAUUAUCGCGCUGGCUACGGCAAACUCAAUUUCAUCAUUAAAGUUCCUAAAUUAAUUCCACUAGUCACCACCAAAGAAGAAGAUCUGGACGCCGAGGACCACUCCUCUAAGGCGGCUGCUUCUGACUCCGCAGAAGAAACUUCGGUAGUUCCUGCUGCCACCGUUGCGUCACCACCUGUAGAAGCCACGACGAGGGUGCCAACACCACCAACCACCAUCGUUUCUCCAGCGACACCCAUAGCUAUGGCCGCUAGGGAGAUUGUCUCAAAGCCAAUCACGCCCCCAGCAGUUGUUGCAGACAAAUCCAGCAAAGGGACUGGCUCUAGACCGACCCCAGCUCCACGGAGACCCUCCAUCGUGUUUGAAAUUUGGUUGAACCAGACUAACCAAGUCGAAUUGGUUUUGGGUUGGACCGACCAACCAGUUUGGUAUUAGACCGACCGAACAUAUAUUCUAAUUCCAUGAAGGGACACAUCCCUUUGGCCUAGUGGCGGUUGCAUUAUUUUAUGGAUAAAGAUAACCUUUCAUAUGGAUAGAGACAACCUUUCAUAUGGAUAAAGGCAACCUUUCGUAUGGAUAAAGGCAACCUUUCAUGAAACAAUAUGCAUGGAUUCGACCCCUAUAAAUAUGUGUGGGGUGGAUGAUGCCACACACCAUCAAACAUAUUCUUCUUCUUUCUUCCAAAAAAUUCUAAGUAUGCUUUAGUGUUCUUGAGCCUAAAACCUAAAGUGGUGAUAGUUUUAUCCUCGGGAGAAAUUUCCUGUAACCCAAGGCUUUGUAGAGGGUGGAAAUAUUCUUUUCGGAAAUUGAACGUUGUUCACGACUCUAUCACAAUCAUGGUCACCCGGUCUCGGGCUAUCGUACGUGUACCCUCGUCCCUAAAUUUUCCUAACAAUCGAAAAUAAUAUUUUUCGGUAUGAUGGCUCGAACCGCUCUUUGCAAGAAACCGGUUCCGGUCUAUGGAAUUAUGAGAAUGUUCGAUGAUGAGUUUUUCAUCGAUGAUAAUAGAAGAUGGAUUUUCUUCAUACUAGUCUCAUGGUGUAUUCCAUAUUCGGACGGUAACUUGGAAGAGGGAUGAUUCCAAGAUGAGGAAGAAAGAGAAGGCUGCGUAAAAUGGAGAAAUAGAAGAAUGACAAUUGCCUUUGUGUAUGUCUCAUACUCAAUGGUUAAUUUGUCUAAUUCUCUAUUUGACGUUUUUGAAGUUCUAGAAAAUUUUGGAUUUGUCUAGUGGUUUGGUGGUGCGAUUUUGUCUAGGGGUUUAUGUUAUUUAAACCAAGGAGACAAAAUGUAUAUAAUAUUUAUGAUGAUUCUGGUAAUGGAAUCAUCGUACAUUUGUAUGUAUAUGACAUGCUUAUCUUUGGAACCAAUAAAAGAUAAGUGAACUUUGAUAAAAAGUUUUUAUUUCAAUUCUCCAUGUAGGACAUGUGGGAGGCAAAUGUGAUCCUGUGUAUUGAAUCAAGCGGAACGACAAGAAUGAGUCAUUCUCUCAUUUUUUCUGCAUGAGAAGGUACUUUGCAUAAAUUCCAUAGUAGGAAUUGUAGUGAGUUAAAGACCCCAAUGGAUCCAAGUAUGGAAAUUAUGGUUAAUAAUGGAAAUAAGUUUUGCAAUCGGAGUAUUCCAUGUUAAAUUGAGGGCUCGAUGUAUGCAUGACUUGCAUGAUGCUAGAUAUCGCAUAUGCGAUAGAAGAAUUAAGUCGGUACAUGAUGAAUCAUAGUGCUCAUCAUUUGAAAUGAAGUGAGGCGUGUACUAAGAUAUCUCAAAGGCACAUUGUAUUGAGUUAUAGUGGCUUUCCAUCCAUUUUUGGAAGGAUUUGUUGAUGUUAGUUGGAUUUCUCAUGUUAAAGGUGAUACUUCAAGAUUAAGAUGGGUCCUCUUGCUUGGGGGAGGUGCCAUAUUUUUGGGCCUCUAGAAAGCAAACUUGCAUCACUAGUUCCACUAUGGAGGUAAAGUUUGUGGCCUUGAUUUCUCUUAGAGAAAAGACAUUAUUGCUGAGAUGCUUGGUUUAUGACAUUAAUUUAUGGCCAAACCAAUCUCGCCUAUUACUAUUCUCAGUGAUAGUAAUGCUACUUUGGCUAAGGCAUAUAACCAAGUGAAAAUGACAAGUACGGUCAUGUGGGAGUAAGGCACAAUAAAAUAUGUGAACUGAU